Molecule: messenger RNA, 2369 nt
Organism: Myripristis murdjan (pinecone soldierfish)
Lineage: Eukaryota; Metazoa; Chordata; Actinopteri; Holocentriformes; Holocentridae
Product: NLR family CARD domain-containing protein 3-like
Exons: 5
Coding region: 1-2223 (740 amino acids)
Molecular function (GO): protein binding
Source: RefSeq, a predicted model, not a curated record
AUGUUGCCGUUUAAAUCUGGGCGGCUUUCCCUCCUGCUGCCUGCCGAAACCUCUGCUGCAGUGUGCCAACAUAAACUCAAAUCUAACCUGAAGAAGAAGUUUGAGUGUGUAUUUGAGGGGAUUGCUAAAGCAGGAAACCCAACACUUCUGAAUCAGAUCUACACAGAGUUGUACAUCACAGAGGGAGAGAGUGGAGAGCUUAAUGAUGAACAUGAGGUCAGAUGGAUUGAAACAGCAGCCAGGAAACCAGCCAGACCAGAAACACCAAUCAGAUGUGAAGACAUUUUUAAACCUUUACCUGGAAGAGAUCGACCAAUCAGGAUAGUGAUGACAAAGGGAGUGGCUGGCAUUGGGAAAACAGUCUUAACACAGAAGUUCACUCUGGACUGGGCUGAACACAAAGCCAACCAGCAUGUCCACUUCACAUUUCCCUUCACUUUCAGAGAGCUGAAUCUGCUGAGAGGGAAAAAGUUCAGCUUGGUGGAACUUCUUCAUCACUUCUUCCCUGAGACCAAAGAAGCAGGAAUCAGCAGUUUUGAGCAGUUCCAGGUUGUGUUGAUCUUUGACGGUCUGGAUGAGUGUCGACUUCCUCUGGACUUCAAGAACAACCAGAUCCUGACUGAUGUUACAGAGUCCACCUCAGUGGACGUUCUGCUGACAAACCUCAUCAAGGGGAACCUGCUUCCCUCUAUUCGCCUCUGGAUAACCACUCGACCCGCAGCGGCCAAUCAGAUCCCUCCUGAGUGUGUUGACAUGGUGACGGAGGUGAGAGGCUUCACUGACCCACAGAAGGAGGAAUACUUCAGGAAGAGAUUCAGAGAUGAGGAGCAGGCCAGCAGAAUCAUCUCCCACAUCAAAACGUCACGAAGCGUUCACAUCAUGUGCCUCAUCCCAGUCUUCUGCUGGAUCACUGCUACAGUUCUGGAGGACGUGUUGAAAACCAGCGAGGAAGGAGACCUGCCCAAGACCCUGACUGAGAUGUACAUUCACUUCCUGGUGGUUCAGUUUAAAGCGCAGAAUGUCAAGUAUCAUGGGAGAGCUGAGACAGAUCCACACUGGACUCCAGAGACCAGGGAGAUGAUCCUGUCUCUGGGAAAACUGGCUUUUGAGGAGCUGGAGAAAGGCAACCUGAUCUUCUAUGAAGCAGACCUGGCAGAGUGUGGCAUUGAUGUCACAGCAGCUUCGGUGUACUCAGGAGUGUUCACACAGAUCUUUAAAGAGGAGCGUGGGCUGUACCAGGACAAGGUUUUCUGCUUCGUCCAUCUGAGCCUUCAGGAGUUUCUGGCUGCUGUUCAUGUCUUUGUGACUUUCAUCAACUCUGGAGUCAAUCUGCUGACACACAAAUCAACCUCCAGGUUGUCUACAGUGUUAAACAAGAAAUCUGAACUAAAACUCCUCCUCCAGAGUGCUGUGGACAAGGCCUUGCAGAGUACAAAUGGACACCUGGACUUGUUCCUGCGCUUCCUCCUGGGUCUUUCACUGCCGACCAAUCCGGCUCUCCUACGAGGCCUGAUGACACAGACAGGAAGUAGCUCACAGACCAAUCAGAAAACAGUUGAGUUCAUCAAGAAGAAGAUCAGGGAGAAUGAGUCUCCAGAGAGAGCCAUCAACCUGUUCCACUGUCUGAAUGAGCUGAAUGACCAUUCUCUAGUAAAGGAGAUCCAAAAGUACCUGAGAUCAGGACGUCUCUCCAGAGAAAAACUGUCCCCUGCUCAGUGGUCAGCUCUGGGCUUCAUCUUACUGUCAUCAGAAGAAGAUCUGGACGUGUUUGACCUGAAGAAAUACUCUGCUUCAGAGGAGGUUCUUCUGAGGCUGCUGCCAGUGGUCAAAGCCUCCAAGAAAUCUGUGCUGAGUGGCUGUAAUCUGUCAGAGAGAAGCUGUGCAGCUCUGGCCUCAGUUCUCAGCUCCCAGUCCUCUAGUCUGAGAGAGCUGGACCUGAGUAACAACCAGCUGCAGGAUUCAGGAGUGAAGCGUCUCUCUGCUGGACUGGCGAGUCCACACUGCAGACUGGAGGCUCUCAGGCUGUCAGGCUGUCUGCUCACACAGGAAGGCUGUGCUUCUCUGGCCUCAGCUCUGAGCUCCAACCCCUCCCAUCUGAGAGAGCUGGACCUGAGCUACAAUCAUCCAGGAGACUCAGGAGUGAAGCUGCUCUCUGCUGGACUGGAGGAUCCAACCUGGAGACUGGAGGUUCUGUGGCUUCAGUGCUGUGGAAUCAGCCUGUGAGCAGCUUGUUAAAGCACAGCUAAUGUGAGAGAGGAUCACUGACUGCAGCAACAUCUUAGCAGCUUGAAUUGACAUGUAGUUCCUCAUGUGUCAAAAUAUCCAGGUAUUCAUUAGAGUUAACAACUUCUGUCUCACUUCCCUGCAGA